This is a messenger RNA of Camellia sinensis, 3502 nucleotides long. RefSeq lists its product as uncharacterized. Lineage: Eukaryota; Viridiplantae; Streptophyta; Magnoliopsida; Ericales; Theaceae. The record is from RefSeq and is a predicted model, not a curated record.
UAGUCACAAUAAAUCUUGUUCUGAGAAUUAUUAGUAUUUUUAUGUUUGAUUUGGGUGGAAAAAAAUUAGAACAGAAUCUAAUUUGUUAGAAAUUCAUCAAUGGCGUCUUAUCUACAGUUCUCAUUUCUCAAAUAAGGGCUUGCACACAGAGGAGGAACAUAAGAAUUAAAUAAGAAACGGAGACCGUGAAACAUUGAAGAAAUGGAGUGUAAUAAAGACACUGCUGCUAGGGCAAAAGAAAUUGCGGAGCAGAAGUUGACAGAGAGGGACAUUGAUGGAGCCAAAAAAUUUGCUUUGAAAGCUCAAAACUUGUUUCCUGUGCUUGAAGGUCUUCAUGAAUUCAUGGCGAUCCUUGAUGUGUACAUUUCUGCAGAGAAAAAGAUAAAUGGUGAAGUAGACAGGUAUGGGGUUCUAGGCGUGAAUCCAUUCUCUGAUUAUGAAACAUUGAGGAGACACUACAGGAAACUGGUCCGCACUCUUCACCCUGACAAAAACAAGUCAGUUGGGGCUGAGGAGGCAUUCAAAAUGCUCACUGAAGCAUGGAGUUUGUUGUCUGAUAAGACUAAAAGAGCAGCAUAUGACCAGAAGCGGAAUCAUAAAUAUGAAACUGGAAAUUCAUCAAUGCCUGCCGGUAAGAACCGGUUGGAUACUUCCACCCACAAUGAUGAUUCAAGUGUAAAGGAUCAAAAGAGUGAUGGUAUUCCCCAACCUAUUCCCAUUGCACCUCGUCCUGCAAAACCAAAUACAUUUUGGACUGCAUGCAACCGAUGUAAGAUGCAAUAUGAGUACUUAAGAGCUUACCUCAAUCGAAAGCUUCGCUGUCCUAAUUGUGAUGAGGCCUUUUACUCUGUGGAGGUGCACCCUAAAAAUGAUCCAAACCCGUCCACCCCGUCACCCUCCUACUGCCAGAAGCAAAAUGUAAACCGUCACAUGGAAAACAACACUUCUGCUCCAAAUAUGGGAAAACCAGGGUCUAUAGGUGUUGGUUCAAUCAAUAGUCCAAACAUGAAGCAGGGUUUACUUUCAACACCAGGUAGUGUUAGAAGUGUGCCAGCAUCAGCUUCCUCAGCUGGUCAAAAUGAAAAUACAAGUCAGAAUUUGAAGAGAGUGAGUGAGGUGGCACAGAUGGGAGAGGUGGCUGCUCAGAGGAAAUGUGGUGCUUCUAAGAAAACGGGUGCCAGGUUAGCUUCCAAUGCUGCUUCUACUUUUGGGCCUAUGAAAAAGAGUUGCAUUCAGGUGAAUGUUACUGGAAGAGAGAUGCCUAACCAAAUGGCAAUGCCUAAUCAGAAGGUUAGCUUAGGAACAGAAAGGUUCGGCACUUCUGAAACUAUCCAGAAUAACAGUGCAAAGGAGACGUCACAGUUAGAAAUUCGCAAUUUGCUGAUUGCAAAGUCCAAGAUGGAGAUCAGGAAGAAGCUCAAUGAAUGGAAUAUGAAAGCCGCACUGAAGGCUUCAAUUAAAAAUGGUAAGAAGAUGGGAAUCGAAAAAAAAAAUGGUGAGAAGAAAGAUGGAAAUAAAAAUGCUGCAUUUGUAGAAACUAAGAAUUCAGUCCAACCCAGAAAGUCUUCCCUUGUCGCUUCUAAUAUUGAUUCCAAUGAAAAGGCUGCUGAAACAAAGUCAAUGAUUGUUACAGAUCCAGAAUUUUAUGACUUUGACAAGGAUCGGAAAGCGAAAUGCUUUGGUAAAAACCAUGUUUGGGCAGCCUAUGAUGACGACGAUGGAAUGCCUCGAUACUAUGCUUUGGUUCGUAGUGUGGAAUCCAAGCGUCCUUUCAAGUUGCAGAUUAGUUGGCUGACCUCUAAAAGUAAUGCUGACCUGGGCCCUCUAAAUUGGGUUGAUUCUGGCUUUACCAAGACUAGUGGGGAUUUCAGGGUGGGCAAGCAUGUAAGCUUUAGCAAUCUCAAUUCCUUCUCGCACAGGGUCAAGUGGAUGAAAGGCAAAAGAGGGGCCAUUAAAAUUUUUCCCAGAAAAGGAGACGUUUGGGCUCUUUACAGUAACUGGUCUCCUGAUUGGAAUAUGUUUACACCAGAUGAGGUGAUACACAAAUAUGACAUGGUAGAAGUGCUUGAAGAUUAUAACGGGGAGAGAGGUGUAACUGUUGCUCCACUAGUUAAAGUUCACGGCUUGAAGUCAGUGUUUCACCAGAAUUUGGACCCACAAGAAACAAAGACAAUUCCAAGAGAGGAGAUGUUUCGUUUCUCUCAUCAGGUCCCUUCGUACAUGCUUACUGAUCAAGAAUGUAAAAAUACUCCCAAGGGUUGCCUGGAGCUUGAUACAGCUGCUAUGCCUCCAGAACUUCUCAAGGUCAUUACAGAAGCGAAGGAAGUAGAAACAGCUAAAAGGGCUACCAAAGAAGAUGGGGUGGAGAGUUUUGGAAAAGCUAAGGAAGACUUGCAUUUGGAGGAGAGUGGCAAAAGCACUGACCAAGAAGGGAUGAUUGAAGAUUUGAAAAAUGUCCACACAAAAGCAAUGUCAAGCAAUGUCAAGCAAUGCAAAGGAAUCCGAGGAAGAAGAGAUUGUGAAGGAUACCAAUGAAGGCUGAAGCCAAGGAAUCAGCAAGGGUAAGAGAUGGUGAAAAAGAAAAAAAAAAAAAAAACAAUGAAGCCAAGGAAUAAACAGUGCUGGUUUGUGUUGAGUAAUCAGUAGUUCCAGUUUUCAUUCAAUCUCCAAUGGUCAGGUGGAAUAGAAUUAGAAAUCUGAAAAUUACCCACCUUAGGUAGUUGUAAGAAACUAAAGUUUUUUUUUUGCCUUUUUUUUGUUUUGUUUUGUUUCUUUUGUUUUUCAAUCUUGUCAGUCAAACAAUGUCUUGCCUAAAGCCCUCAACCAUAUUGAAACCGAUCCAGCAGUAUUCACAAUCACCGCGGUAUAGUUUUGGAGACCAUACAGUUUUUUUUUGAAGUCGCAGCUCUUUUCUGCAACUUAAAAAACAGUUUUGAAAGUGCACUCGUAAUUUAAUUUGCAGUAUGUAAUAGCUGUUUUUACAUUUUUCCUUUUUUUUAAAUACAAAGGAAAAACCUUUUAGAAAAGACUAGACUAGACUUUUUUUUUACCAAUACACAGAAUUCUGUAAGUAUGAGCUAAGGAUCUUUUUCAUGUACUUUUGUAAUGCUCAAGUGUUGGAUCACCCCAUGUGAAUGGAGAACCCACUACUCAAAUGGAGGAAGGUAGGUGGCUCACCAACUCCAACCCACUAGAGAGUGGAAGAACGUAGGUGGCAACCAAUGAGGUUCUCCCUCAUUUGUGUUUAAAUGGAGAAGGUGUUGGAUAGGCAAAAUUGAGAGAACUAAGAGAGCAAACCAAAGAAAGCAAACCAAAGAGAGUGAGAGAUGUGAGGCGGAGAGACCGUCUCUCUUUCGGUGUGAGCGAGGGAGAUGGGUGAGUGGGUGAGUGAGGAGAGUGUGAGCUCCUCCUCUAUUGUAACCUUUCUGUAAUUUCUCUAUUAUUAUAGUGAUAACUGGUUAUUCUCCCGUAAAUGUAGGCUUUGUUGCCGAACCACGUUAAG